AUGGGAAUUUUCGGAGGAAGCAAUCUGAAUGUCCUGGACUUCCAUUUUAUGUUUCCUUUGAUAAAAGAACUGCGUCUCAAACAAAAGGCUUCUGCUGUUCCACUUCAGGAAGUAGCUGAUAUGUUUCCUCUUUCAUUAUGGAUCUCAAACGUUCACUAUAGGGCAAAUCAAGCAGAGCUUAAGUUAGUGCACACUUCAAGGAAGCGGGACAAGGAUGUCCAAGAUAUGGAUGCUAGUAAAAGAGUUAAUCAUUCAUUUGCGGAAGCGUUGAAUUUGGGCCCCGAAAAUGAAGGUCCUACGAUGGAGGAUUCUCCCAAAGGUAUGAUAACACAUCAGCCGCAGAAGAUAGCAGUUAUCGGAGAGGAAAAAUCAGCUUGCUCAUCUAAGGAGGUUUCCUACUCGCAAUCUCCUCAGACUACGGAUCAGGACUCACAAACUUUUUGGCUUGUUUUGUUAAAUAGCUGGUGUAUUUCUCGCAGAUGUUAA
Molecule: messenger RNA, 486 nt
Organism: Botrytis deweyae
Lineage: Eukaryota; Fungi; Ascomycota; Leotiomycetes; Helotiales; Sclerotiniaceae
Exons: 1
Coding region: 1-486 (161 amino acids)
Source: RefSeq, a predicted model, not a curated record